Molecule: messenger RNA, 1464 nt
Organism: Trichoderma harzianum CBS 226.95
Lineage: Eukaryota; Fungi; Ascomycota; Sordariomycetes; Hypocreales; Hypocreaceae
Exons: 2
Coding region: 1-1464 (487 amino acids)
Biological process (GO): regulation of cyclin-dependent protein serine/threonine kinase activity
Cellular component (GO): cyclin-dependent protein kinase holoenzyme complex; nucleus
Molecular function (GO): protein kinase binding; cyclin-dependent protein serine/threonine kinase regulator activity
Source: RefSeq, a predicted model, not a curated record
AUGAUCUCCAGCUCUUCGACAUCGACAACCUCCAUUCCACAGCGCUCCGAUAGCCAGGCCCACGACUCGGCUGCCCCCUACCGUUCGUCCAGCCGGCACCGAUUGUCUGGCUCCGUGCCGCGGUCUCAGACACCAGCGUCAGACACCUCCAGCAGAGGAGCCAGAUCGGCGCAGCAGGGCCAGGCGCUGGCAGGACAGUCCGCAUCGCGUGCGGCAUCAGGCGGAGCGUCGCGUUUCCCCUCGCCGCCGCCGUCGUCGUCCCCAGCAGCUGCCCCCGGCCCUGUCGCCGCCGACGAUGCGAAUCGUCCGUCCAUGGCAACACAGAUGGGAGACAGCGUCUCCGCACCGGCCCUGCACUCGCAGCCGUCAUCCUCUAGCAUAGCCGCGCCUCAGGACCAGCAGCCCUCUCCCACCUCGGACGACUAUCCGCUGCGAUCUGGCCCGCCCGACUCGUACCUGGUUUCCAACGCCGAGGCCGCGGCCGCCCCCGAGCAGAAUGUCAUCCACAUCCGGGACCUUGCUCACAUAGAACAGCUCGCCCAGGCCGACCUGGCGGGCGCCGCCGACCGGUCAGGCAUCCUCCACGACCCGCCGCUGCACCAGACCAAGUACGAGAUCAGCGCGAUGCCCAUUGCAGACGUCAUCGAAAUGGUGGCCGCCCUGCUGACCAAAAUCACAACCACAAACGACCUGCAGCACGACGCCAUGCAGCGCAAUGUUGCCCACCAGCAGCAGGCCAACCAGACCGCGGACCCCCAUGGGAACUCCCAGAUGAGCCCGAUCAGCCACUCGGUGCUUGCGUUCCACGGAAAGAACGUUCCGGCUAUAACGAUCCUGAGCUACCUCUCGCGAAUCGACAAGUACUGCCCGACCACCUACGAGGUCUUCUUGAGUUUGCUGGUCUACUUUGAUCGCAUGACUGAGAGGGUCAACGACAUGGUUUCUCGCACCGAGCGCAGCAGGCGAUCGUCUACGUCGCGGACGCGAGGGUCAGCCUCAGUCGCAUCUCACGACACCCCGAUGGGCGAGGCCUCUAGGAGUCCCGACGAGAGCGACGAGGAUCUAGCUGACGACGACGAUAGCGACGACGAGGUCAUGGUGGAUCCCCCGACCAGAUUCGCUCGGGAGGCGGCCAGAAGCGCCGCGACGCACGUACCCGAGCGCUCCCUCGGCCUGCCGACCCCGGCAACGUAUUUUGUGGUGGACAGCUUCAACAUCCACCGAUUGAUCAUCGCCGGAGUAACUUGCUCCAGCAAGUUCUUCUCAGAUGUCUUUUACACCAACUCGCGAUACGCAAAGGUUGGUGGACUUCCUUUGCCCGAACUGAACCACCUGGAACUCCAAUUCCUAGUGCUCAACGACUUCCGACUUGCCAUUCCGGUGGAAGAGCUGGAGGCAUAUGCCACCAUGCUAGUCGAGUUUUACGCCCGAGAGGUGGUGGCUCCUCGGAGUCGUCGCACGUAA